AUGAAACCUACAGAGACAAAGCAUGCUCAAUCUUCUUCAGAUUCAAUCUUGACCCUUCCAUCUGAACUCAUCACUGAAAUCCUCUUAAGGCUUCCGGUGAAAGUCCUCUUGCAAUUCAGGUCCGUUUCAAAAUAUUGGCUUGCUUUAAUCUCUAGCCCUGAAUUUGUAAAGUCCUAUCUUAGUCAAUCUGUUAAUAACAAGGAUUACACCUACCAUAGACUUAUGUUGAGUUCUAUUAGACCUAAGAAAAAAAUUAAGGUUUGUUCCAUUCUGUCUUUACUUUAUGAUGAGUCUGUCAUGGAAGCAUCUGAUUUGGAUUGUCCCCUUAAAGACCAUUAUGUAAUUGUGGGUUCGGUCAAUGAGUUGAUUUGUUUAACCAUCGGGGGAGAAGAAUUUUUGCUAUGGAAUCCAUCUAUCAGGAAGUUCAAGAAAGUUACUGCAAAAGAUGCGCCAAAAUUUGGUCCAAAAGUAUAUGGUUUUGGAUAUGAUGAACUUCAUGAUGAUUAUAAGUUACUGCGUAUCUAUACUAUUAUCAAUGAUGUUAAGGUCGAAAUACAUAGUUUAAAGAACGACUCUUGGAGAAGAAUUGAUAAUUUUCAGGGUGGGCAUAUACAAUUUGGUUUGGCUAAAUUGAUAAAUGGGAAGCUUCAUUGGGUUACUACUGGUGGUCAUCCUUGGUGUAAUGAUGGGGACAUCAUUUCUAUUGAUUUGGCUGACGAGAAAUGGGGAAAGCUGGGAAAUGAUCUUUCCAUGAUUCGUAAUUAUAAGAGAACUCACGUGGAUGUGUGGGUUAUGAAGGAAUAUGGGGUCAAAGAGUCUUGGGCAAAAAUAUAUACCAACAAAUUUUCUCAUGAUAUUUCUAUUGUUGGUCUCCACUUUUUUGCAAAUCAAAUAAAGGUGAAGUUUUGCUUGUGUUUGGAUCAAGAUUCAUGA
This is a messenger RNA of Lycium ferocissimum, 933 nucleotides long. RefSeq names its product F-box/kelch-repeat protein At3g06240-like. The transcript has a single exon. The coding region runs from base 1 to 933 and encodes 310 amino acids. Lineage: Eukaryota; Viridiplantae; Streptophyta; Magnoliopsida; Solanales; Solanaceae. Gene Ontology annotation, molecular function: protein binding. The record is from RefSeq and is a predicted model, not a curated record.